Protopterus annectens (West African lungfish) is the source of this 2556-nucleotide messenger RNA. RefSeq lists its product as uncharacterized. The transcript is spliced from 4 exons. Lineage: Eukaryota; Metazoa; Chordata; Ceratodontiformes; Protopteridae. The record is from RefSeq and is a predicted model, not a curated record. Gene Ontology annotation, molecular function: RNA-DNA hybrid ribonuclease activity; nucleic acid binding.
AUGGAUGCCAAGGACCCGGGAAUCAGAAUCGACAAAACUGGCAGAGCACACAGUCGGCUCCACCCCAAAAUUCUAGUAAUCAGAUGGAAUGUUUCAGCUGUGGCCAAUCAGGCCAUUGGAAAAACGAAUGCCCAUAUUUGGCUGAGCAAACAGCACCGUACACUGAUACGACACAACAAUAGAAUUCUACUUGGACACCAUCCAAUCGGCAGCAACCUCAAUGAAGGUUCCCUGAACAGAAGCAACAGCAAUUGUGUCCUUUCAUUCCCAUGGAUCAGAAUGGACCGCACUUACCACGAGUGCCUCAAUACUCUGACAAAUGAGGCUAUCACUGGUAUUGCCCCUGUUAUUUCUGCAUUAGAACAACAAGGGAUCAUAGUACCUACCAUAAGUCCAUGUAAUACCCCAAUAUUGCCGGUGAAGAAACCCGGAAAACAAGUUUAUAGAUUUGUUCAAGACUUGCGGGAAGUUAAUAAAGCUGUUUUACCCAUCUUCCCAAUUGUACCAAACCCAGCUACUAUCCUAAACUGUAUCCCACCUAACGCACAAUGUUUCACGGUGAUAGAUAUCUCAUCAGCUUUUUUCUCUAUUCCAGUACAUCCUGAUAGUCAGUAUUUAUUUGCAUUUACAUAUAAGGGCCAACAGUAUACUUGGACUCGAUUGCCCCAAGGAUAUGUAGAAUCCCCAACCUUAUUCUCUAGAGAGAUGCAUAGACAGUUACAGGAUCUCCGACUACAGUCACGUUCUGUUCUAGUUCAAUAUGUGGAUGAUAUCCUGACAGCUUCACCGGACUGUGACUCAUGUAGGGAAGAUUCCCUUUUGAUGUUAAAUUUUUUAGCUGCACGCGGAUUCAAAAAUCGCAUAAUUUCUAUUCAAAAAGCCCCACGACCUGUAACACAAAGACAACUUUGAGGAUUCCUAGGCCUAGCAGGAUAUUGUAGACAAUGGGUACCUAAUUUUUCAGAACUUUCAGCUCCACUAUUACAACUUUUAAAGAAAGAAAUCACAGAUCCUUUACCUUGGAUGUCACACCACGAGGACGCUUUUCAGGCUAUAAAGACAGCCUUAGUAAAUCCUCCAGCACUAGGAUUGCCUGAUUAUUCAAAACCAUUUAUUUUCUUUUGCUGUGAACGAAACAAAACUGCCUUGGGUCUCUUGGCCCAGCAACGCACUGGAGGCUACCAGCCUAUUGCUUAUUAUAGCACUCAACUAGAUCCGGUUGCCUCUGGUUACCCAGCUUGCUUGUGAGCAGUGGCAGCUGCUGCGAUUGAUAUGGCAGCCCCACUGACUCUGGGACACCAAACAAUUUUAGCAGUCCCACAUGCAGUUCAGGCAUUACUUUUAAAAAACAAAACACUGUAUCUCUCCAACGCACGUCUUACUAAAUACGAAUUGAGUUUAAUAAAUAAUCCCUCCCUGCAAGUAAUACGCUGCCCACCACUGAACCCUGCCUCUUUAAUACCGACAUUGGAUGAGUGCGAACCACAUGAUUGUGUGCUUGUAGUUAACUCUGCUCUUUCUCCUAGGUUACAUUUGUAUGAUACUCCUUUGGAGAAUCCAGAUUUGAUUCUUUUUGUUGAAGGAUCCUGUUUACGAACAAACUCCGGAGAAUUCCAAGCAGCUUGGUCAGUCUGUACACCGACUGAAGUUUUAAAAUCAGCACGAUUACCCCAAGGAACUUCUGCACAGGCUGCAGAACUGGUAGUCCUAUCGCAUGCAUGCAAAAUAGCUAAGGACAAAUCUGUCACUAUAUAUACUGACUCCCGCUAUGCCCAUGGGGUUGUUCAUGAUUUUGGUAUCCUAUGGAAAGAACGCAGAUUUUUAACUUCCUCUGGGUCUCUCAUUAAAAAUAAUUUUUAUAUAAAUAACCUAUUACAACAUUUAUUGUUACCAUCUCAAAUUGCUGUUGUAAAAUGUGCAGCCCAUCAAUCCAAUGACUCUUUUGAAACCAAAGGCAAUAACUUUGCUGACUGGGCUGCAAAACAGGCUGCUCUUUCACAAACUGUUCAGGGACAAUUUUUGCAGCCUCUACAGUCAAUAGCUACUUUUGAUACUACAGUGUUAAAAGCAUUACAAACUGAAGCUCCAGAAUCAAAAAGAAAAUCAUGGCUGGCUCAAGGUUGUUUUAAACGCUCUGAUCUCAUUUGGCAACAUUCAGAUGGCAGACUGGUCUGCCCAAAGUCCAUGCUAAAUUCUCUUAUUAAAGCACAUCACUUGCCAGCUCUUGUUGGGUUUCAUCAUCGGCAGGUAGCAGCAGCUCAGCAAACUCCUGAUCCUUUCUUGUCCUCGGCACUACAACCAGGAGACUGGGUAUAUGUCAAGUCAUUUUCUCAAAAAACAGCUCUUCAACCACGCUGGAAGGGUCCAUUCCUGGUUCUACUGACCACUUCUUCAGCAGUUCGGCUACAAGGCUCACCCACCUGGAUUCAUAUAUCACAUGUCAAGAAGGUAAUUCCUUCUGAAGAUCAGCAACCUAUACCUUUUGUUACUCCAGAUUCUCCACCUAUUGCUACUCACACUCGCAGUUGUACUGUACCAGUGCCUGAAAAUGACUGA